AUGAAAUCAUUAAAAAAUAAUACAUCAAUGAAAUCAUCAAAAUGUUAUGUAUCAAUGGAAUUAUCAAAAUAUUGUAUCAAGGAAAUCAAGAAAAACAACAAUACAUCAAUGAAAACAACAGAAGAAAAAUAUACAUCAAUGAAAACAACAGAAGAAAAAUAUACAUCAAUGGAAACAACAGAAGAAAAAUAUACAUCAAUGAAAACAACAGAAGAAAAAUAUACAUCAAUGGAAACAACAGAAGAAAAAUAUAUAUUAAUGAAAACAACAGAAGAAAAAUAUACAUCAAUGAAAUAA
Rotaria sordida is the source of this 297-nucleotide messenger RNA. Lineage: Eukaryota; Metazoa; Rotifera; Eurotatoria; Philodinida; Philodinidae. The record is from the annotation of a GenBank genome assembly.